Molecule: messenger RNA, 2622 nt
Organism: Mesocestoides corti
Lineage: Eukaryota; Metazoa; Platyhelminthes; Cestoda; Cyclophyllidea; Mesocestoididae
Source: the annotation of a GenBank genome assembly
AUGCUGGGUUUGACUGUUGAUUUCUCAGAUGAUACAGAACUACGCCACGGGCUUUCAGUUUCUGAACAGGCGUUUGUCUUAUGUUGCGGGUACGUUCUUGUGCACCAUUCACAUUACCGUCUAUUGACUGAUAGAGACAUCCACCGCCUGUCCCAUCCACAUGAUGACUUAACUGAUGAGCAGUCGCUUGCAUUCGUAACUGCCAUCAUUCGCUCUGUUUCGACUGAAAUCGAAGAAAAAUCAAACAAUAUUGGCGAACCGGAAAAUUCUAAAUUCACCUCAGUCUCGUGGCCCUUGCUUACUGAAGCUUUGUUUAAACGGGGGUCUUUGGAGAAACGUUCCUUUGCUCGUGUCGAGAGGGCUCUCCGACAAAUGGAGGAACUCACUAAUCAGUUCUCAGCUAAGACGCCUGAGGUAGAACGAAGGGGCUUGGAGCACUUUUUCUGGUCACGAAUGCCCGCUUGUUGGCAAAUCGAGCUUUCGCACGCUAAACUUCUCACAAGAAUCGGGUCAACCAAAAGUGCUCUCGAUAUUUACCUCCGCUGGCAACAAUGGGAUGAUAUCAUCGCAUCAUAUACGGCACUUGGUAAACGAGAUCUGGCUGAAAAAGUCAUCCGUGAACGUAUUGCAAGCGGACACGAGACUCCAGAUCUCUACUGCUGUCUUGGUGAUGUGACUGGAGAUCGAUCACAUUACGAAACUGCUUGGGAGCAUUCCAAACAUAGAUCGGCCAGAGCCGUCCGGACUCUUGGAUACCUUGCUUUCAAACUAGACAAGGUCGCCGUAGACGAAGGCGCUUUUGGGGACGCAAUAACUGCCUAUCACCGACUAAUUGACUUGCGCCAGAAGCACACCGAUCCCCAGGUUCUUGGAAUGCUUACAAAGGCAGUUUGUGAAAACCUGCCUGAUAAUGCCAACAAUGGAGCUGCUAGACAUUUUGAAAAACUUCUCGUUCUCUUUGGUCGUGCCACAGCUACGAAUCCGUCAGAUGCUGAUACUUGGCGACACUAUGCGACUCUUAUUCUCAAUGGAACUGUUAAAUUGGACGCGGUUAUGUACCAGCGGGCAGUCCAGUGUCUUCAGAAGUGCUAUCAAUGUCGUCUUCGAGCGGCGGCCAAAGGCUGGGAGUUGGAUAAGAAGGCACGGGGUGAUCUUCUUGGAGAUCUGCAGGCCUUGUCAAAGGUCCUCCUUUCCAAUAGCAUUCCAACCGAGCCCGAAACAGAAACAUUUUUGAAAUCUGCCCUUUCUUCUCUUCGACUAAGUCUUAACACGUUUUCCUCGCGCCUCAAGGCAACAGAGAAGAUUACGAUGCCAUUAUUUCGUGUAGCAACACGAAAAAUACCGUUUCAUUGUCAUGGUCGCCGUUUCUCUAUUGCCAAGUCGUCUUCGUCGAUAGAUUUUCAUCAAUUGGAUAAUGUCAACUUUACCGAACGGAUGCGUAAAAAUCUGGUCGAUCGAAAUUCCGAUGUAGACUUCAAUAACCUGUUGUCGAUUUAUCGUCGGUUUCAGAACGGUGAAAAAGAUCUCCGGCCAAAGUUAGAGCGUCUUUUCCUCUCCCUACCAAAUUUUAGUCAUCCAGAUACUCCCGUUGGAGACCCAAGCAAAUACCGCCUCAUCUACCGUCACGGCUCACCAAAGUCGAUCCCCCAACCGAGAAAUGAGGUUGAGCUGCUCUCCAAUGGUGUGGUUUCGCACAUGCCACGAAAACAGGGACAUCAAACGGGUCUUGGCGUGUUGGGGGCUCCCAGGUCUAUUGUGGGCGGCUGCGGUCCCCGCUCGUAUGCUUUCUUCGGGAGUCUCGCGCGCCUGGAAUCUGCACUCAUUCAACUCACCCUAGAUCGAACCAGACGUGCGGGAUUUCGGCUUGUCGUGGUGCCUGACGUGCUUCCUGCAUCAGUUAUCGAAUGCUGUGGGUUUCCGACAAGCGGUGAGCGUAAUCAGAUUUUUAAAAUCGGACGCAUGAGUGCAGACGAUCCUGCUGUUGGACAGCAGUAUUGCUUAUCAGGAACAGCGGAAAUGGGACUUGCGGGUUUCUGUGCUGACAAUGUCUUUGGUGGUGGCGGCGCCGACGCGGAGUUCUUAUGUGCGGUCAGCCGCUGCUACCGUCGCGAAAUCUCCCCCCAAGAAUCCUUGCUUUACCGAACACACCAGUUCACGAAGGUUGAAAUAUUCUGCGUUGCACGACCUUCCAGGGAAGCUGGCGACAGGACUUUCGACAAAAUCAUUGACUUUCAAUCGCGCCUCUACUCUGACCUCGAAUUGCAUUUUCGUGUUCUAGAAAUUCCUACGAGUGAACUCGGUAACCCUGCCCACCGAAAAGUCGAUAUCGAAGCACUUAUGCCUGGUGAAGGAAUGUAUGGGGAGAUCUCUAGCACAUCCAACUGUACUGAUUACCAAGCCGCUAGACUCAAUAUCCGAUGGAAGGAAGACGACGUAGCUGAGGUGAAUCCGUUUGCCUACACGUUAAAUGGCACUGGUUGUGCCGCUACCCGCAUUUUGAAGGCGCUUGUCGAAACACACCAGAACACCGAUGGAAGUAUAAAUCUGCCCCGUGUUCUGUGGCCUUAUAUGAACGGAAUCCAAAAGCUGCAGAUGGAGGAAUCACCACUGAUGAUGUAUUAA